Molecule: messenger RNA, 3102 nt
Organism: Bombyx mori (domestic silkworm)
Lineage: Eukaryota; Metazoa; Arthropoda; Insecta; Lepidoptera; Bombycidae
Gene: sinu
Exons: 7
Coding region: 273-926 (217 amino acids)
Biological process (GO): septate junction assembly; regulation of tube size, open tracheal system
Cellular component (GO): membrane; septate junction
Source: RefSeq, a predicted model, not a curated record
GGUCACACUGCCUACCUACCAGAACACUCAUAUAUUAAGUGUAUAAUCUAUGUACUAUGCCUUACAGGCUUACACCAUAGAUUAUACACUUAAUAUAUUUAAGAGCUUACACCGUAAAGUGAUUGUAAUCAAAGGAUCGGAUUUUGAGUUAAUGUGAUAAAUUACUUCUAUUUGCUGUCAAGUCUAAUUCAUAUAAUUUUAAUCAAGUGUUCAUGACAUUCAAAAGUAUCAUUUCAGCACACAAAAUACAAAAAUAACGUCGAAACGGCAUCAUGAAGAAUAGAAGUUUGGCCGGUAAUUGUGGCAUUGGCGUUUUUGUUAUUGCCCUUGUCACAGUCGCCUUGGCUUUCGGCACACCGAGUUGGUUGGUUAGCGACUCUAGAAUAAGGAGUGCAAGAUUGGACAGGCUUGGAUUAUGGAACUACUGCUUCAGAUCACUGCCAGAUCCAUUAGAUCAGCACCAGAGACGGUUUUUCGUGGGUUGUCGUUGGGUCUAUGACCCGUUUACUACAGGGUAUGAUAAGAUUCGAGGCUAUUUGUUACCAGGAUUUAUGAUAGCAACUCAAUUCUUCUUCACACUGUGCCUCCUCGGAGUGUUAAUAAGUACCAUAUUGGUAUUGAUAUUCUUUCUUUGCUGUGGACCCGACCAAAGCAGAUUCAUCUUAUUGAUCAAAAGCAUUGGAUUCAUUAUGUUGGGAGCUGGAAUAAGUGGUGCAAUUGCUGUUAUAGUAUUUGCAUGUUUGGGUAACACCGAUGGGUGGAUGCCAGAUCAUCCCAACAACUAUUUAGGAUGGUCAUUCGGAUUGGGCGUGGUCGGCGCUAUAGCGUGUAUUGUUGCUUCCGCUUUGUUUUUGACCGAAGCUAAUAUCCAACAGAAACGCAUCGGCUCACACGAAACUGCAGGCCCGCGCUCCAAUAUAUAUUAAGUAAGUGCAACAUCAGAUACCAGUGCAUUGAAAAAAGAAAAAAAAUAAUAGGUUACCGUGUAAGUUAAAUAUUGAAGCACAGAUAUUUUAUAUUUACAUAUUAUAAUGUGUUCAUUUGUGCCAGUUCUAUAGAAUAGCGGCUACCUACUUACUGAUCUGUUUUUGACAGUUAUUUCUUGAAACUCCAAUGCUUUUAUUGAUAGGUAGGCGAUAUGAUAAUAUGUAUUGUAUUUUAAAUUCAAUUAUGUAUUUUGUAAAUGUAAUAAUGGCAUUUGAAUUUCAACGGUAACUGUAGGUAUCAUUCCGUUUAAUUUAAAAUAUUUCACAAGUAAUUUAAAUAACUUAGGUCGUCAGCGUAAAAUCGCUUUAAAUCUGUGUACAUUAAUAAUCAUACGUUUUUAGAUGUUUUUGGAUAUUUUUAAAUGUAUACAUAAAAUAGAUGUUACUUUUGUAAUACUUUUGCACAGGUAUUUGCGUUAUUUUAUCAUUUAAAUAACUCCCGAAAAAAUGAAAUUGAGGAAAUAAUUUCGUAUAAUCUCAUACCUUUAAACGAGCAAUUCUUGUAUAUUAAUAUAUAUAUAAUCUGAAUCUCGGAAACGGCUCCAACGAUUUUCAUAAAAUUUAGUGUACAGGGGAUUUCGGGGGCGAUAAAUCGAUCUAGCUACUAUUUAUUUACAGAAACUGUUGAUUUAUUCGUGUUUUCAAUAAUCAACUCUUCCCGACAUCUAUUGGCGAAUAAUAAUACUAUUUUUCUUAAUUGAAGGCAACUAACCGACUUAAAGACACAACAAGAUGGCGUUAUCAAAAAAACAUCAUCUAGUGUCUAUUAAAUGGGAACCUCCGGGUUAAACCAUAAUUUUUUAAUAUACUUUUAUAUUAGUGUUAAUAAAAUAUAAGAUAAUGCUAUUAAAAAAAAAAAAUGCACUGUUCGCCACAAAUAUUUUAAUAUUAUUGGUAAGUAAGUUUAAAGUGAAUCUCUAGAGCUUUUGUAUAUUGUUAUAAAUAAUUGCUCUUGCAAUAAAGUAACGCGAGCUUUAAACAUUUAAGCUUUUCACGAUACGCAAUCAUUGCAUUUAAGUACAUGUAAUAGUUUAUACACAAAAAAAAACUAUGUUGUAUCUCUAGAUAUCAUGCACUACAAAAUAUUAUUAACCAAAAAUAAAUACAGUCAAUCUACAGAACAUAUUGUAAAGCUGUGGUCAGAAGUUCACUAUCACUUUACUAUCACAUGGCAAAAGACUUCAGAAAUUCAAACAAUAACUAUAGAUUUUUAGUUAAUAAAUUUUAAUGGUGCAAACUCAUUGACUGACUAAGACUGUUUGAGCAUCCGUCCUUUUUUUCCCUUAUUUGUAAACGCUGAAAGAAUAUGAAUAAUAUACGUGUUUAUAUUCAAAAUAUAUUAAAAAUAAGUUCGAUAUUAGUUAGACUACUAGGGGAAACUACAUGUUAAAUAUAGGUAUUUGGUAUAUAUAUUUGGUGUUUUUUGUCAAAGUUAUAAUCUGCUAUUAUGUAUGCUAUGGUUCUCGUAUAACAGGAUUGACUUAAUACAAUCAUAAGGCUUGUACAAAUUUGAACCUGCUUUAUCUAAAAAUAUUGUUAUUGUUAUUUAAUAAUUUAAAUGACCAUUAGCAAAUUUGUGUAGAUUCUUUCCCCUUUAAGUGUAACUUCAUAUUCCAUGUAUUAGAUUUAAGGUUUAGAUAUCUUACUGGUUAAGGUUGAAUCGUUGAAGGGCCAAUGAAUUAUAACUAUACACCGUCCAUUAAUUUUUAGUAUAAUUAUUAGAUAUUAUUAUGAUGUUUAUAUAAAAACGGAACUUUUUUUCUUCAUACUGCUGCUAAAGUGGGUAUUUCCAGUUUUUAUGUAAAAUAUAUAUAUCGAAUAGGCUUAACACUUACUUUUUUAAAAGAAGAAAACAUUUAUUAGAACCUUGUUUUACAUAAUCACAACGUCAAUAAAUAAUAUAAUGAAUAAUACCUCAUGAUAAAGAUCUGUUAAAAAUAACAAAACUCCAGCAAAAUAAUUUGAGAGACUAACAAAAAUAUGUGAAAAGGUGUCAAAGAGUGAAGAUCUAACACUACCCAUUCUAUUUUUGUGGAAACAAAAUUUCCCGUAAUAUUUUUGUUAUAAAUAAUGAACUUAUGGUUUUGAAGAAUAAAUAAUAAAAUUUAGAAAAAAA